This is a messenger RNA of Ochotona curzoniae (black-lipped pika), 1085 nucleotides long. RefSeq names its product stabilizer of axonemal microtubules 2-like. The annotation marks the transcript as partial. The record is from RefSeq and is a predicted model, not a curated record. Gene Ontology annotation, molecular function: microtubule binding. Gene Ontology annotation, cellular component: cytoskeleton; sperm flagellum; centriole. The transcript has 2 exons. Lineage: Eukaryota; Metazoa; Chordata; Mammalia; Lagomorpha; Ochotonidae. Gene Ontology annotation, biological process: microtubule anchoring.
UCUCCAAACUCCUGUUCCCUUUUCUGAAAGCCGAGGCUGGAGUUGGUGGAGGAGAAACAUCCACGCCCGUGUUCUCCGUACAUUUUCCUUCUUUCGGGCUCUCUGGCGGCAAGGGCCACACCUGGGUGAUUGUGUGGAACUAUGAUUAUAGAGCCUGGGAUAUUCAGAAAAGUGAACUCUGUAAACCAGAAGAAGCUUAUCAUCCCCCUACUGUGAAAUUUGGAAACGCAACCACAUUUCAGGAUGAUUACGUUCCCCAGGAAAUGAAACCAAGGCAAAGUUUUAAACCCUCCCCGGUGGUAAGAAGAUCGGUGGCUCCUUUCAAUGGCGACACCAGUCACCGCCUGGAUUACGUACCCCGUCCGCUGGAAUUCAAGUUGGCAAAGCCUAAAGAAGUUUACAUGCCAAGCGACCAGCCCUUUGAGGACCUCACGACCCAUCGGUGUGACUUCCAGGGCCUUGCUGGUGAGAUGGCAAAAAUCUGCAAGCCUGCAGACACCAGAGUGACCCAAAAGGCGCAAUUCGAAAGCAGCACCGAGUCCCGGGACAGAUUCCAGCCAUGGGAAAUCCCGCCCCCCAAAGUGAAGAAAGUGGCCGAGUACUCGCCGCCUACAGGAGUCAUGCAGCUACACAGCACCAGCCACCUCGACUACGUGCCCUAUCAGGCCAGCCGUGUGGUCCCCAUCCGGCCGAUUUCCCAUACAAGAAAUAGCCCUUCUCCUUUCCAAGGGAAAAGCACCACGCAGGAAGAUUUUCCAGCCUGGGAAAGUUGCCGUCAAGGACUCAUUAAACAGCAGCAGCAGAUCCCCAACCCAACCGGAAAAUUUGAUGGUUUGAGCACUUUCCGAUCUCACUACGUGCCGCAUGAACUGAUUCCGACAGAGAGCUGCAGACCCUUGAACGUGGCCCUGAAGAGUGCCGCUCCCUUUGAGAACGUCACCACGUACUCCGUAGAGUACUCGCCCAAGAAACAAGAAGUCUGCCCAGCUGCCUACCCCUCUCCUCCAGGCUAUGUGUUUGAAAACACCAAUUCCCAGGGUCACAAAUUCUUCCGCAAGGUCAUACCCGCCGUGAAAGCCUUCUAG